AAAAAUUGACCUUUAUUAUUGCACAAAACUUAAAGCACUGUGAGUGCCAUAACCCAAGUCCAAACCAAAUAUCCAGUAGAGAGACAACAAACAAAUGUGAGAAUGAAAAGCUUGCUUGGGUUAGUAAUCUUUAUCUGAGAUAUGAAGAAAGAGGAAUCUGUAGAAAAAGCACACCCUAAUUCAGAGGGUAGAGAAGAUGAAGAAGAAGAAGAAAAUACCAUAGAACAAAGGAAUAACAACAACAAUAAGAAUAAGGAGAAUCACCACCACCACUCAGUUUCUCCUCCCGAAAGCAAUUCCCCUUCUCCAUCGCUCCAUUCCCUCUCCAACUCGCCGAUUUCCAACGAUCACCUCUCCGUCGUGCAACCGCCUUUCGUUACGGCUCACCGAUUCCAGGUCGAACCGACUGUGAUCACUAAGAUAGACCCUGCGGCAGAAGAGGGUUUCGUCGGCGUCAAAGGAACUACAAACGGUGGUGGUAAUCGGGGAUUAAGACCAGAUGUAUCGAGUUUGUUGAGCAAGGUUUUGUUAGGUUUUAGAAUCUCUGCUUUUGUUUUCUGUUUGGUCUCUUUCUCGGUUUUGGCUGCUGAUCAAAAAAAGGGUUGGGCUCAAGAUUCUUUCUUUUUGUACAAGGAAUUCAGAUAUAGCUUAACAGUGAAUGUGAUUGGAUUUUUGUAUUCUGGAUUGCAAAUAUGUGAUCAAGCGUACUACUUGAUCACCAGAAAGCACAUAGUGGAGCACAUGCUAAGGGUUUACUUCACUUUUGCACUUGAUCAGAUAAUUGAGCCAAACACUGGCCAAGGUGGUUUCAAAGAUCUUGACAUACCUUCUAAUGUCAGCAUCCUCAUCAGCUGCCACUAGAGCCUAUGACUGGGAGUCAAACUGGGGUCACGACAAGUUCCCGUACGUGGCGAAUGCAUCCGUGGUUUUGUCCUUCAUUGCUUUUGCGGUGUUUGCAUUGUCCUCUCUAGUCUCAGGUUCUAUCGUUUGUCGGUUCAGAUAGUUUGUAUGAAUACUGCAAUUGAGGUAUGCAAACUCUAAUAGUCGUUCUGGAUUGGAAAGUAUCACAGGUUUUCAGAAAGAAUACUUUGUACAUAAAUGUGAAAAUUCACUUUCUGCCCAUGUUGAUUAUAUAUUUAAUGAGAAAGGGGAUAUGGACAGAGUAUGUAGUAGUUAUUUUUAAAAGUGGUUAAUAGACUUAUAUGGUAAGAUAAUUGAUUCUUAUUGUAUAAUUUUACAUCGAUAAUGCAUAGCCAAUUAGUCAUUAAUUAAACUCUAUAUUUAUUGUAAAGAUACAGAUCGGAUUGUUUACAACUUGUUGAGCUACCAUUAGCAAGUCUUGUA
Molecule: messenger RNA, 1344 nt
Organism: Cicer arietinum (chickpea)
Lineage: Eukaryota; Viridiplantae; Streptophyta; Magnoliopsida; Fabales; Fabaceae
Source: RefSeq, a predicted model, not a curated record